Molecule: messenger RNA, 5700 nt
Organism: Psylliodes chrysocephalus
Lineage: Eukaryota; Metazoa; Arthropoda; Insecta; Coleoptera; Chrysomelidae
Source: the annotation of a GenBank genome assembly
AUGUCACUCUUCGGUGAUUUGGUUCGUUACAUCGCCAGUUUUCUCGGUCUGCUAUCUACGAGGUAUGAUGAGGCUGUAGCUCAAAAAGGACUACGAGAGUGCCAGAAAGGGAUAAAACAAAUAAAUUAUGCAUUGAAAAGUGCCAAAACGCUGGGUGAAAAACAGCAUUUGGAAGCUUGCCUUAGGAAUAUUAAAACUUAUCGUAACCAGAUAAAAACGACACUGAAGAAAGGGGCAGGGCUUACAUCACGACCUGAGGGAGCUAGAGAACGUGUCCGUUGGGAUGAUUCCGAUACUGCAUUCAAUAGCCGUAUCCUGACGGGAGUAAUAUCAAAUAUGAAUCAUAAGGAUCCAAAAGCUUUCCUGAUUGAUGCUAAGUCCCUUUUUAAACGUAGGAUACAGGCGGCUUUAAAAAAAGAUGCUGCUGUUAAGGUUAAUGCAGUAUUUGGAGGUGAGUUCGAGAUAGUAAAAGGAGAUAGUGUACUUAAUGAGUACAAGUAUUUUACAACAUCCAAUUCUCCAAUUUAUAGAGACACCAAUCUUGAUAAUUGGUUUGAUGAAAAGGUUAAUAACCCUAUUCUAAAUAACCUUGAGGAAUUUCAAGAACGUGAUAGUGGCUGGGCACUAAAACGAAUUGUUAAUUUAGGUGUAAACAUAAAUAAAUACAUUUCUCAACUUGGAUCUUCGUACAUAGAACUUCCUCCUCAAAUUAAACGAAAAGAAGCAUGUAUUAAUGUUAAGAACGAUGAUCAAGCUUGCUUCGCAUGGGCUGUUACAUCUGCUUUGUAUCCCGUAACCAAGGACCCACAACGAUUGUAUAAAUACCCACACUUCUCGACUGUUUUAAAUCUCAAAGGAAUUCAAUUUCCAAUGACCUUCAAGCAAAUUCCUAAUUUUGAAAAUCAAAAUAAUGUUUCCAUUAAUGUUUAUAUUCUCCAAAAACAAAAAUCUAAUUUUAUUACUCUUCCCACUUAUCUUACCAAGGAUAAGAAAGAAAGGCAUGUAAACCUAUUGCUUAUUCAGGAUAAGUACUAUGAGGAGGGAGAGGGUGUAAAAUAUCACUAUGUAUGGAUUAAAAAUCUUUCUCGUCUUCUUUCUAAACAAUUAAGUAGAGAAGGAGAUGCAAAAUACUUUUGUGAUCGUUGUCUUCACUAUUUCCGUUCUGAAUCAAAGUUAAACAGACAUAUUGAAGAUUGCGAAAAAUUAAAUGAAACUGCUAUUAAAAUGCCCGAACCAGGAAAAAACAUUCUUAAAUUUAAAAAUUUAAAAAAUAAGGAAAAAGUUCCGUUUAUUGUAUAUGCUGAUCUUGAGAGUGUUCUUAAACAGACGAAUGAUCCUAAAAAACCCCAACACCAUAUUCCUGCUGCUGUCGGUUAUUAUCUUAAGUGCUCCUACGAUAAUUCCAUUUCGUUUUAUCGAUCAUACCAAGGUGUAGAUUGUAUGCAAUGGUUCGCUGAUGAGAUGGCACAACUUGCUGAAGAUAUGGCAACUGUCUUUUGGUGUCCUUAUGAUAUUCACAUGACUCCUACUCAAGAAGCAGAAUUUAGAAAAGCAACUCAUUGUCACAUAUGUGAACAACCAUUCACACUUGAAGAUAAGAAAGUACGCGAUCAUUUUCACCUCAUCCCAGAAUACAACUUUAGAGGCGCCUCCCAUGAAGCGUGCAAUAUCAAUUUCAAAGAUAGUCAUACCGUCCCAGUCGUUUUCCAUAAUUUAAGUGGUUAUGAUGCUCACUUCAUUAUUACCGAUAUUGCAACCAGAAUGAAUGGAUCCAUUGAUCUGCUGCCCAUCACCAAGGAAAAGUACAUCUCAUUUACAAAACAUAUUAAUGAGUAUCCUAUUCAGUUCCGUUUUAUCGAUAGUUUUCGGUUCAUGGCUUCUUCUUUGGACAAGUUAGCUUCAUACAUGGACGAAUUUCCUAAUUUUAGGUCCCAAUUUCCCUAUUUACCUCAAGAACAGUUUAAUUUAUUAACAAAGAAAGGCGUGAUGCCCUAUGAUUAUUUCGACUCAUUCGAUCGUUUUAAUGAAACCUACUUACCUCCAAUCGAAUCAUUUUACAACAAGUUGGAGGAUAAGCCCUGUUCUCGUCGUCUAUACCAACGUGCACAGGAAGUAUGGAGCAAAUUUAAUUGCCUGCACUUGGAUGACUAUGUUGAGUUAUACAUGAAGACUGAUAUUCUUCUGCUGGCAGACAUAUUUGAGCAGUUUAGAACUACUUGUUUAAAAACGUAUAAACUUGAUCCGGCACAUUAUUACACUUUACCUGGAUUUACGUGGGAUGCGAUGUUAAAGUACACGAAGCAGGAACUGGAGCUGCUUACGGAUCCUGAUAUGUUUUUGUUUGUGGAAAAAGGUAUCCGAGGUGGUCUUAGUCAGGUCUGCUCCAAAAGAAGAGCUCACGCGAACAAUAAAUAUAUUCCUAAUUAUGACUCUACAAAACCAUCUAAAUAUUUGAUGUAUUUUGAUGUGAACAAUCAGUAUGGGUGGGCGAUGUCUCAAUAUUUGCCUUAUGGCGGAUUCGAAUGGAUAGAUACUAAUAUUGAUGUGAUGUCUAUUCCUGACGAUGCAGCAGAGGGGUGUAUACUUGAAGUCGAUCUUGAGUACCCACAACAUCUACAUGACCGACAUAAAGAUAUUCCUUUCUGUCCAGAGCAUAUUAAUCCUAAAACUGGCAAACCUUCGAAGACUGUCAAAGAACUAACAAAGUUAAUGGCUACCUUAAACCCUAAGGAAAAAUAUGUUAUUCAUUAUCGAGCUCUGAAGCAAGCAGUGGAACAUGGUUUAAUAGUGACAAAAAUUCAUCGAGUGUUGAAAUUUAAACAGAGUCCUUGGCUAAAAUCUUAUAUUGACCUUAAUACAAAUUUAAGAAAAGCUGCAAAGAAUGAGUUUGAGAAAAACUUAUUCAAACUAAUGAACAAUGCUAUAUUUGGUAAAAGUUUAGAGUCUGUUCGGAAACAUGUUAAUAUCCGUCUUCUAACUGAAUGGAGUGGACGGUACGGUGCAGAGGCAUAUAUUUCAAAACCAGAGUUCAAAAAUUGCACGAUAUUUAACGAGAACUUGGUAGCUGUUGAGUUAAGGAAAUUGCAAGUAUAUUUGAAUAAACCUAUAUACGUCGGUCAAACGAUUCUGGAUUUGGCGAAGACAACUCUUUAUGACUUCCAUUAUGGUUAUAUGUCCUCAGUUUUUGAAGAUUGUACAGUUCUCUAUACCGACACCGAUUCGUUAAUAUAUGAAAUUAACAAUCAAGACCCUUACGUUGCAAUGAAGAGAGACUGUUACCAAUAUUUCGAUACUUCAGACUACCCCGAACAAAAUAUCUAUAACAUUCCACUUGUAAAUAAAAAAGUUUUAGGAUUAAUGAAAGAUGAAAAUAAUGGUGUACCAAUGACAGAUUAUGUAGGCUUAAGAUCAAAAUUGUAUGCAACAAAAGUAAUGUAUAGGACUAAGGAUAUUAUGAAGAAGAAGAAGGAGCUUGAGGAAAUGGAGUAUGAUCAAAAGAGUUUUAGAUCUAAAACUGUCUCUCAAAAUUUAAUACGAUCCGAAAAACAUCAAGUACAUUCAAUAACUCAACGAAAAGUAGCACUCAGUCAUGAAGAUGAUAAAAGAAUUCUAAUUACUGGGUCAGAUGAAACGUUGCCGUGGGGUCAUUAUUCAAUUAAUGAUGAUCCUAUGGAUGAAGUUAUAGAAGUUAUAGAAGUUAUAGAAGUUAUAGAAGUUAUAGAAGUUAUAGAAGUUAUAGAAGUUAUAGAAGUUAUAGAAGUUAUAGAAGUUAUAGAAGUUAUAGAAGUUAUAGAAGUUAUAGAAGUUAUAGAAGUUAUAGAAGUUAUAGAAGUUAUAAAAGUUAUAGAAGUUAUAGAAGUUAUGGAAGUUAUAGAAGUUAUAGAAGUUAUAGAAGUUAUAGAAGUUAUAGAAGUUAUAGAAGUUAUAGAAGUUAUAGAAGUUAUAGAAGUUAUAGAAGUUAUAGAAGUUAUAGAAGUUAUAGAAGUUAUAGAAGUUAUAGAAGUUAUAGAAGUUAUAGAAGUUAUAGAAGUUAUAGAAGUUAUAGAAGUUAUAGAAGUUAUAGAAGUUAUAGAAGUUAUGGAAGUUAUAGAAGUUAUAGAAGUUAUAGAAGUUAUAGAAGUUAUAGAAGUUAUAGAAGUUAUAGAAGUUAUAGAAGUUAUAGAAGUUAUAGAAGUUAUAGAAGUUAUAGAAGUUAUAGAAGUUAUAGAAGUUAUAGAAGUUAUAGAAGUUAUAGAAGUUAUAGAAGUUAUAGAAGUUAUAGAAGUUAUAGAAGUUAUAGAAGUUAUAAAAGUUAUAGAAGUUAUAGAAGUUAUGGAAGUUAUAGAAGUUAUAGAAGUUAUAGAAGUUAUAGAAGUUAUAGAAGUUAUAGAAGUUAUAGAAGUUAUGGAAGUUAUAGAAGUUAUAGAAGUUAUAGAAGUUAUAGAAGUUAUAGAAGUUAUAGAAGUUAUAGAAGUUAUAGAAGUUAUAGAAGUUAUAGAAGUUAUAGAAGUUAUAGAAGUUAUAGAAGUUAUAGAAGUUAUGGAAGUUAUAGAAGUUAUAGAAGUUAUAGAAGUUAUAGAAGUUAUAGAAGUUAUAGAAGUUAUAGAAGUUAUAGAAGUUAUAGAAGUUAUAGAAGUUAUAGAAGUUAUAGAAGUUAUAGAAGUUAUAGAAGUUAUAGAAGUUAUAGAAGUUAUAGAAGUUAUAGAAGUUAUAGAAGUUAUAGAAGUUAUAGAAGUUAUAGAAGUUAUAGAAGUUAUAGAAGUUAUAGAAGUUAUAGAAGUUAUAGAAGUUAUAGAAGUUAUAGAAGUUAUAGAAGUUAUAAAAGUUAUAAAAGUUAUAGAAGUUAUAGAAGUUAUGGAAGUUAUAGAAGUUAUAGAAGUUAUAGAAGUUAUAGAAGUUAUAGAAGUUAUAGAAGUUAUAGAAGUUAUAGAAGUUAUAGAAGUUAUAGAAGUUAUAGAAGUUAUAGAAGUUAUAGAAGUUAUAGAAGUUAUAGAAGUUAUAGAAGUUAUAGAAGUUAUAGAAGUUAUAGAAGUUAUAGAAGUUAUAGAAGCUAUAGAAGUUAUAGAAGUUAUAGAAGUUAUAGAAGUUAUAGAAGUUAUAGAAGUUAUAGAAGUUAUAGAAGUUAUAGAAGUUAUAGAAGUUAUAGAAGUUAUAGAAGUUAUAGAAGUUAUAGAAGUUAUAGAAGUUAUAGAAGUUAUAGAAGUUAUAGAAGUUAUAGAAGUUAUAGAAGUUAUAGAAGUUAUAGAAGUUAUAGAAGUUAUAGAAGUUAUAGAAGUUAUAGAAGUUAUAGAAGUUAUAGAAGUUAUAGAAGUUAUAGAAGUUAUAGAAGUUAUAGAAGUUAUAGAAGUUAUAGAAGUUAUAGAAGUUAUAGAAGUUAUAGAAGUUAUAGAAGUUAUAGAAGUUAUAGAAGUUAUAGAAGUUAUAGAAGUUAUAGAAGUUAUAGAAGUUAUAGAAGUUAUAGAAGUUAUAGAAGUUAUAGAAGUUAUAGAAGUUAUAGAAGUUAUAGAAGUUAUAGAAGUUAUAGAAGUUAUAGAAGUUAUAGAAGUUAUAGAAGUUAUAGAAGUUAUAGAAGUUAUAGAAGUUAUAGAAGUUAUAGAAGUUAUAGAAGUUAUAGAAACAGAACCUAAUUGUUCCAAGAGUAUGAGCUGUUUUAAUCACAUGGUAGAGUUCAAACGUUGUCUUGUAGAUGUAGUAAGAUGUAUUUUUAUUUAUUCUAGAUGA